UGUAUCAUUGCAUGUUUCUGAUUUCUACUUUCUUUGUUUUAGAAUUUCACUUAGCCAUGUCCAUGACACUUCGCGUUAUUGUGCACGACAGUGACAUCCGGAAGGUUGUCUUAGAGGAAACACCAGCUGAUGCUGAUGCUUUAAAACAAGUGCUGCAGAAGAAACUGCAACUUGCAUACCCAUUCAACCUCCAGUAUGAAGACCCUUUUUUUAACAAUGCAUUAUGCAAUAUCAGUGACAUUAAUGACUUACCAGAGAGAGCGACGGUGAAAAUAAUUCCUCUGGACACAUCACCUUCCUCAAGUCAAGCUGACACCAUAAUUCUCUCAGGUUCUGAUACAUCAGAGCAGUUGUCUGCUGAACGACAGAUUGUAUGGCCAGAUGAGUUUGAGAUACCUAAAUUCUCGGUUAAUGUUGAGUAUCGUCUACGACAGGGAAACCUAGCUUUUAUGAAAGAUGGUACAACUGCUGACGUUGGAAGAGACAUAAAACAUGACAUACUGGAGGGGCUUGCUGGGGCCAUUUACACAUUUAGGGCCUAUCCAAGUGAUGAGGAUUUUACCCAAGUUGCUGCAGCUCUCAUCAAAACACACCCAUGUUUGACUGAACAGGGCUCCACAUCAGGCUUUGCUGGCUGGAAAAACAGCCUAAAGUUUAAAAUGGCCAACUACAGAUCAAAAAUGCGUAAAUCUGGCUGUAGUGAUGUUGCAAUUGGGGAAAAGAGAGGUGCCAUGAAGGCAACAAAGCAUAAAGGCAUCAAAAAACCCAGACGAUCUGAGUUGAAUUUCUUGCCAAACUUUCCUAAUGGCGAAGAUGAAGAAAGCCAAGAACGUACAAUAGAACUUGUAGAAGAAAUGAAAAGGAGGCCUCUAAACAUGAGCUUGAUUGGCCAAAAGAUGGACAGUACAUUUGCCUUGAGACGAAAAGAAAUUGUCCACUCUGAACCUCUUGUCAGUGACAUCUUGGAAAAGUGGCCGGCACUUUUUUUGGAAAGUCAGAUCUUUGCAGAAUUCAGUCGAAUUUCGGGAAGAAAUUUGAGAUCGGAGUUCUACACUGCAUUAGACACACACUCAGCUCGCUUGAUAGAAAUUUUCAAAAAAAGAGGAGGAAAUCAGGGAAAAAAACUAGAUGAGAUUUUGCAACAAGUUUAUUCUAAGGUAUUUUUCCUGACAUCAUCUUUGAAUCAUCCCAUUUGA
Molecule: messenger RNA, 1196 nt
Organism: Danio rerio (zebrafish)
Lineage: Eukaryota; Metazoa; Chordata; Actinopteri; Cypriniformes; Danionidae
Source: RefSeq, a predicted model, not a curated record